Molecule: messenger RNA, 864 nt
Organism: Ogataea parapolymorpha DL-1
Lineage: Eukaryota; Fungi; Ascomycota; Pichiomycetes; Pichiales; Pichiaceae
Exons: 1
Coding region: 1-864 (287 amino acids)
Biological process (GO): transport
Molecular function (GO): transmembrane transporter activity
Source: RefSeq, a predicted model, not a curated record
AUGUCCACAGAUACGAGCCACCCGCCAAGGUACGCCGGGUUCAUUGCGGGCGUGUUCUCGGGUGUCAUGAAAAACGCUGUCGGCCACCCGUUCGACUCGGUCAAAGUGCGUCUCCAAACCUCCGAGGGCCGCUUCAAAGGCCCCAUCGACUGCACUCUGAAAACUCUGCGCUACGAAGGAGUUAGAGGACUCUACAAGGGCUUCACGCCACCGCUCGUUGGCUGGGUCCUUAUGGACUCCGUCAUGCUUGGCUCGCUCACACUGUACCGCCGGCUGGUGAAGGACAAUCUAUACCCAACAGAGAAAAAGCUGCCUCUCGCAGGCUGCUGUCUCGCCGGUCUCGGAUCUGGACUCACAGUGUCCUUUGUGGCUGCCCCGAUAGAACAGCUGAAGGCGCGAUUGCAGGUCCAAUACGACGCGAAAACCAAGCAAUUUACGGGGCCGAUCGACUGUCUGAUAAAGUUGGUCAAACAUGACGGCCUGCGCACGCUGUACAAGGGCCUAGUGCCGACCAUGAUCUUCCGAACCAACUUCAUUGUCUGGUGGGGGUCGUACGAGCUGAUCACGACGUGGCUCAAGGAAAACACCAGCAUGAGCACGGCGGCAGUCAACUUCUGGGCCGGCGGCCUGAGCGCGUCGUGCUUCUGGGUCACGGCGUACCCGGCCGACGUGGUGAAAAAUGUGAUAAUGAUCGACGACGUGAAAAACCCCAGAUUCAAGAGGUAUUUCGACGCGGUGAAGUUUGUAUACACGGAGCGCGGGCUGCGCGGGUUCACGCGGGGUUUCAUGCCCAGCAUCCUGCGCAGCUUCCCGGCCAAUGCGGCGGCCCUGGCCGCGUUCGAGUUCGUCAUGCGGCUAUUUUAG